AUGAAGACUGAAAUAGAUGUAUUUUAUUUAACAGUCUUCAUUAGUAAUCAUCUGAUGGAAGCUUUGAGUACAAUAUAUUUAAAGCUACGAGUAGAACAAAAGUCCAGCACCUCUUGUGCUGAAGCCAAUGAGUUCAAACUGAUGUGUAAUUUUCAUUUCAGUGUGGUGACUCAGCUCUACCAACACAUUUUGUCUUUGGCAUUUGCUGUAAAGGAGAUCAAUGAAAAUCCCCAGAUUUUGCCCAACCUCACUCUGGGCUCCCAUAUCUAUAACAGCAACUUUAUUGCAAGCGGGACGUAUCAUGCCUCAAUGGAAGUAUUCUCAACACAAGGCAAAUUAAUCCCUAACUACAAGUGUGAAACAGAGAACAAUCUAGUGUCAGUCAUUGGUGGACCUAAUUCUGAAGUCUGCAUUCACAUGGCAGCCAUCCUGUCUAUUUACAAGAUUCCACAAUUCACUUAUGGCUCUGCUUCUGAGAUGAAUAGGAAAUCUCAAGCUAUUUUCUAUUACCAGAUGUUUCCAGAUGUACACAGACAAUAUAAAGGGAUUCUCCAGUUACUCUUGCAUUUCCAGUGGACAUGGAUUGGGAUAUUAUAUGACAAUGAUAACAAUGGGGAGAGAUUUGUCGAGGAUGCACUUCCUAUGUUUUCUGAGAGAGGAAUCUGCUUUGAUUAUAUAGAAAAAUUCCCAGUAAUGACAUCAGUUAGUGACAUUGAUAAGAUGGUGGCAGAGGGAAUAAAUCAGUAUCAUGCUAUUAUUAAAAGCAUUGCUAAUGUAUCCAUUGUUUAUGGUGAAAUUGAGACCAUGGUAUUUUUCAGAAUGUUUUCCACAUUGUCGACAUACGAGGAUGUGUCAAUAAUGGCAAAAGGAAGAGUUUACAUCAUGACGGCUCAGAUGGAAUUCACAUCAUUCCCCUUUCAAAAGAAGGAAGGCAUAGAUUUGCUUCAUGGUGCCCUGUCCUUAGCAGUUCAUUCAAAGGAGGUCCCGAGAUUCCCUGAAUUUCUCCGGUUGAUAAAUUCUAGCUUUGAUGGAGAAGAUGGCUUCAUUCAGCGUUUUUGGGAAGAGGCCUUUGGAUGUUUCUUUCUGGAGUCCUCAAUAGACAGGGAAGGAAGGGUCUCCUGCACUGGUGAGGAGAAACUGGAGACUCUCCCAGCAUCCAUUUUUGAAAUGAGCAUGACUUCCCAUAGCUACAGUGUCUACAAUGCAGUCUAUGCCGUGGCAUAUGCUUUGCACAAUAUGCUUUCAUUUCAAUUGAAAAAAACAGAGAGUGUCCAUAAAGCAAUCCAUAGCUUGCUGGCUCAACACUUAUGGGAGCUCAAUCAUUUUCUGAAAAUCAUUUCAUUCAACAACAGUGUUGGGGAAACAGUUUUCUUCAAUCAAAAUGGAGAAGUGGAAACUGCAUUUGAUAAUAUCAACUGGACAAAGCCUAUUUCUCUUUGCAAUGACCAUUGUCAUCCAGGUUACAGGAAGGCCAAAAAAGAAGGGAAACCAUUUUGCUGCUAUGAUUGCCUUCCUUGUCCAACAGAGAAGAUUUCUAAUCAGAAGGACAUGGACAACUGCUUUCCGUGUUCACUAGAUCAUUAUUCAAACAAAGAGCGAAAUUUCUGCCUUCCAAAAUAUGUAACAUUUUUAUCUUAUGAAGAAAUGCUGGGGAAUAUUUUUACCAGUUUUAUUCUUACUUUUUCUAUCAUUACUAUUUUGCUACUCUGGCUCUUCAUUAAAAACAAGGACACCCCUAUUGUGAAAGCCAACAAUGAGACCCUCACCUACAUUCUUCUCAUCUCCCUCCUGCUUUCAUUUCUCUGUGCUUUGCUAUUUAUUGGCCAACCUCGUCAAUGGACAUGCCUUCUUCGGCAAGUUACUUUUGGCAUCAUCUUCUCCGUGGCAGUUUCUAGCAUUUUGGCAAAGACUAUCAUUGUAAUUCUUGCUUUCAUGGCUACCAAGCCAGGAUCCAGAAUUAGGAAAUGGAUGGGUAAAAAACUGGGUCUUUCUGUUGUCCUUUCUUGUUCUUUUACUCAAACCAUUAUUUGUACCAUAUGGCUAUCAAACUCUCCCCCGUUCCUGGAUGUUGACAUGCAUUCCUUGCCAAAAGAAAUGAUAUUGAUAUGUAAUGAAGGGUCAACUGUCACGUUCUAUUGUGUCCUUGGUUUUAUGGGUAUCUUGGCAAUUAUCAGCUUCCUGGUGGCUUUCCUGGUCAGGAAGUUACCGGACACAUUUAACGAAGCCAAAUUCAUCACCUUCAGCAUGUUGGUCUUUUGCAUUGUCUGGCUGUCCUUUGUUCCAACCUACUUGAGCACAAAGGAGAAAUAUGUGGUGGCUGUUGAGAUCUUCUCCAUUUUGUGCUCCAGUGGGGGGUUACUAGCUUUCAUCUUCUUCCCAAAAUGUUACAUUAUUCUGGUGAGGCCUGAUUUAAAUAACAAGGAACAGCUAAAAAGAGGAAAAAACUGA
This is a messenger RNA of Thamnophis elegans (Western terrestrial garter snake), 2448 nucleotides long. RefSeq names its product vomeronasal type-2 receptor 26-like. Gene Ontology annotation, biological process: G protein-coupled receptor signaling pathway. Gene Ontology annotation, cellular component: membrane. Gene Ontology annotation, molecular function: G protein-coupled receptor activity. The record is from RefSeq and is a predicted model, not a curated record. Bases 1 to 2448 code for a protein of 815 amino acids. NCBI's taxonomy places the organism in Eukaryota, Metazoa, Chordata, Lepidosauria, Squamata, Natricidae. The transcript has 5 exons.